AUGGCAGCGAAAGAGAUGAUCAGUCCGCUCCGUUGCAAGCGGCCACUAGAGCGACCAUCCCCUGGAAGUAUUCGUACUACCAAUGCGCGCAUUAGUAUCCAGCCAAGCCCUAACCGCACAGAAGCCGCAACCGCAAUGAUGCAUUUGCUCUCAGGCAACAACGGCAUAGAAGGCGAAGCAAGCUCAGGCCUUCAGUCCACCAAAGUAAAGCAAGAUUGUCCACAUCGAGAGGCAAAGAAGGCGAGAAAGUCAUUCAAGCGACAGAUGAAGACGGUGUGGAUGGAAGCAACAGGCACGGCAGCGAUGACGAAGAUUCCUGUGGAAAACGCCAAAGCAGAGAUCGAUGGUCAGACGCCAGAGAAGGGAGAGAUGUGUAUGGGAAUGAAAGCAUCGAGGUUGAACGGAGACCAGAUUGGAUUCUUUUCCUUUCAAGAGUACAAUCGGAAGGAGAAAUCGCUGGGAUUGCUCUGUGAGAAUUUUCUGCGAUUGUACCAGGAUGACAGUAUUUCAGAAAUCUGUUUGGAUCAAGCCGCGCUGGAACUAGGUGUUGAACGAAGACGCAUCUACGAUAUCGUGAACAUUCUAGAGAGCAUUCACCUCGUGAGUCGGAAGAGUAAGAAUUUGUACAAUUGGCACGGACUCGUAUCACUCCCGACAUCCAUCAGCACAAUGAAGUUCGAAAUGAAGCAACGGUACGCUAGUGUACAACAAUCGUCCGUGUUCGACGCGCGCGGGCAAGAUUACUCUGCAGUCAAACACGACCGACGGAGAGGCAAGUCGUUAUCAAAGCUGAGUCAAAUGUUUGUCCAGCUGUUCCUCGGAAAGGAAGACUGCAUUAUUCCACUAGAUCAAGCUGCCAAGCAGCUCAUUCAAAUGGAAGACAGCGAAAGCGAAGAGGAUGGUCUUUUGAAAACCAAGAUUCGCCGACUCUAUGACGUGGCCAAUGUUCUGGUAAGCGUUGGGUUGAUCGAGAAGCUACAGCUAUCCAACUCUCGCAAACCCGUUUUUCGCUGGAAAAUGUGUAGCACUGCACCAGUUUCCACACGUUCGGAAGCUACUUCUGCGCACAACGGAGACAAUAAGCAGGAAACGCCGAUCCAGCAUAUCACCGACAGCACUGUCGAAGUGAAGACUGAAGUGGAUUCUUCUGGCGCUAAAGUCAAUCACUGUGCCGUCGGGCAUGCUACAAAGUCGUGCGGUAACUACAUGUCGGAUGAUUGCAGCGACUCUCUCUCCGAUCUCAAUCGCUGCAGUUUAAAGAAAAAUCAAAAUGGUCAAGAUGGGAGUGACAUUAGCACCUCGGACGGCGAGGCAUUGAACAAGCGCAAUCGUCAAAGCGUGAGGACCGAAGGCAUGGACGAUCCCUGUUCUCAAUCUGUGAGCGGAGACAGCAUUGGGUUGCUUCUACGAUUGGAUGCCAACAACGAACCCGUCCACCCUCAAGUCGUUCUCUGUGAACAGCAAGCACAAGUGAAGCGCUACAUGCAGCGCUACAUUCGUGAGUACGUCGACUACAUGACUGCGCACCCGGAGCUUGCCAAUCACACUUGCCGUACAACCGGGACCGAAGCAAGAGGUGACGUGCUUCCUCCUUCAGUGUCCAAGCCAACCAAUGUUAUUACUGCCAGCUCAAAAGAUGGCCCAAGUACCCUCGUCAGCCUCCCGUUUCGUGCUGGAAACGCCCAGGACUCGCUCUUGCUAGAAAGUCCCCAAUCGGUAAUCAACCUCGACACAGCUCAAGUUGCAAGUCCCCAGCACGCGAAGCGUCUCAGAAUGUCUUCAGUUGCCGACUCGUAG
Peronospora matthiolae is the source of this 1797-nucleotide messenger RNA. The record is from the annotation of a GenBank genome assembly. NCBI's taxonomy places the organism in Eukaryota, Oomycota, Peronosporomycetes, Peronosporales, Peronosporaceae.